AUGUCGUACUUUAUGACCCAUCUCCCAUCCGGCUGGCAUGUUGACCAGUCCAUCCUCGUUGAGGAAGACCGUGUUGUGUGCAUCCGCUUUGGCCACGACCACGACCCGGAGUGCAUGGCCAUGGACGAGACGCUCUACGGCGUGAGCGAAAAGGUGCAAAACUUUGCCACCAUCUACCUGGUCGACAUUACAGAAGUGCCAGACUUCACCAAGAUGUACGAGCUGUAUGACCAGUGUACGCUCAUGUUCUUUUACCGUAACAAGCACAUCAUGAUUGACCUGGGUACCGGUAACAACAACAAGAUCAACUGGGCCAUUACCGACAAGCAGGAGAUGGUCGACAUUAUCGAGACCGUCUACCGCGGAGCGUCCAAGGGUCGCGGUCUCGUCGUCGCGCCCCGCGACUACUCGACCCGUCACAAGUACUAG
Messenger RNA from Apiotrichum porosum, 429 nucleotides. RefSeq names its product U4/U6-U5 snRNP complex subunit dib1 (gene DIB1). Gene Ontology annotation, biological process: mRNA splicing, via spliceosome. Bases 1 to 429 code for a protein of 142 amino acids. The transcript is spliced from 4 exons. Gene Ontology annotation, cellular component: spliceosomal complex; U5 snRNP; U4/U6 x U5 tri-snRNP complex. The record is from RefSeq and is a predicted model, not a curated record. NCBI's taxonomy places the organism in Eukaryota, Fungi, Basidiomycota, Tremellomycetes, Trichosporonales, Trichosporonaceae.